Carassius auratus (goldfish) is the source of this 3593-nucleotide messenger RNA. Its product is annotated as EF-hand calcium-binding domain-containing protein 11. Lineage: Eukaryota; Metazoa; Chordata; Actinopteri; Cypriniformes; Cyprinidae. Bases 114 to 542 code for a protein of 142 amino acids. Gene Ontology annotation, molecular function: calcium ion binding. The record is from RefSeq and is a predicted model, not a curated record. The transcript is spliced from 6 exons.
UUAAACUGGUCUACUCUGCUUAGACAACCAAUCCCUCAUUGCCAUAGGGUUUCCAUGCUAACAUCUACAACUUUCCAGAAGCCUUCAGGUUUUUAUAAAUAUAGGUUGUCAGAAUGCAAAUAUCCACAACUGGAAGAAGUUUUAGGAUUGAUCGAGAAAUAAACAACGCCGAGAGGAAAAAAACUGAGUCGGUUUUUCAACAGUGUGAUGUGGGUCAGAAAGGUUAUUUGUCCAGAGAAGAUCUUAAGAUUGCAGUUGUCAUGCUUUUUGGAUACAAGCCAUCAAAGUCAGAGACAAAUAUUUUGAUGGAGAAUGGCUCUAUUAAGGACUAUCCAGGGGUCCUGCUGGAGCGGUUUGUGUCUCUCAUGGGAAGGAAAAUGUCAGCAGAAGAUCCAUAUGAGAAGAAAAGGCAGAUCUUCAGUGCAUUUGAUGUACACUGUCGUGGCUUCUUGAAGCUGGAUGACUUCAAAAGUGCCUUCAAGCGAGUUGCUCCUCAUCUGCCAGAAAGGACUGUGCUGGAGGCUUUCCGGCUCGACAGGUAGCUGUGGAGCUGGAAGCCAGCCGCCCCUGACAGCGGCAUCAAUAUCACGUCUGGGGGCCACAGGCGGGGAAGAAAUUUCUGCUGCACAUUUCACAACUCCCAUUGAUACUUUCAGCAGUUGCCAUGACAGCAACGUGCAGUGGUUUUAAUGGAAGUGAUUUUGUUCAUAUAAAAUUGAGCUCUGGCCGUAACAUCUCUCCCACGGUGCAGCAGGUCUUCAUUUAUCACAGGUGAAAAUGCAGCUCUUCAGGAUCCCAACCCCACCCCUCUUUGUGCACUCUUAUUAGGACAAAAGAACAGCAAAUAAAAUGAAACAGGUUUAGGAUCCAUGAUGUGCCACAAUUAAGACACAAUCAGAGCACAUCUCAGCAGUGCAGUGGCUCUUUCCCUACCCACCGGCUUGCAAGAGCAGAAGGUUUUCUUUUCUACAGUGGCAUGCAUCUUUGAUUGCUUGUUGAGCUCCUGUGCCCUCUGCAUAUCCAGAGAUCUGUCGCAUUGUUUAUUUGAAGUAGAACCUGAUUAUGUCUGUUUUCUCCUUUUUGGAUGAUGAAACAAUGUGUUAGAGAAGAUGACAGUUAUCUACAGAUACUUUAACUGUCUCAUAGUACAGGGGUUUUCAGUGUGCAAGGCCAUUUCACUGGAAAGAAUAGUACUAUAAAUACUAUAUAUAUCAUAAUUUUUAUGAUUUUAAUUUACAGUUUCAUUAAUCAUGAGACUAACCAUGAUUAUGUAAUUCUGUUGUUUUUAGCCAUAAUAAUUCAAAUUCAAAUCUAUACUAAAAUCUAUGGAAUGGUAUUUAUUGUCUGAAGUGGUAUGCAAAUUCAUUUGAAUUAAACUGAAAAUUGUUUUAUCUUUUCAUGCUUAUACAGGAGGCAUGUGUUGGGGUCGUUGGCAUCAAAGUUUGAAAACCCCUGUUUUAACAUUUUCAUAUUGUUCUGUGUCUUAGAAUAAAAACUGUGCUGCUGUAGAGAAAAGUUACGCCAAUAGAGCAUCUUUUCUUUCAGGUUUGUGCAGCGUCAGUACAGGAGCAAGGCAUGCAUUUUCUUGACAGUGACAGAGUAGCACUUGCAGUCUGCCGGGCUUCUCCUCCCCAUCUCCCAAAAUGUUUCAAAAUGAAAUAAAUAAAGAGAGCAGAAAAAAAGAACAUCUGAACACCAAUCAGAAGAAUACACCUGUUCCUGUGGGCUACACUGAUGAUGUCAUCACCCGCCUCUUUCCAUCUCCGGGGAAGGCUGCAGUGUCCUCCACAGGGAAUCCUGGCACGGAGGUGUGAGACAAACGAAUCGUCUAGGCAAUAUUUAUCUCACUUAUGGCCAUCCAACACAUUGCUGCCGAGCAAAUCUUGCCCACUCUCUCACAAUUCCAUGCUGAUUUCCAUCCCGACACAAAUCCUGUGUGACUAAGAAGACUGGCUCAUCGUGCUCACUACGCUCAGGUUCCAUCUCGCCGCUCUGUGGUGCGUUAUCAGAAGCGGCGCAGAUCACAUACAGUGAGUGUUUCGUAGGAGUCGUGGCCUGGGUGGAUGACUUGGCAGGUUCUCGGCUGAGUUGAUUAGCUGAGCGUUCACAGAUACAGCAGCCACACUGCGUAGUAAUAAGAACAACAUCCCCGAGCCAUGCGCCAUUAUUCUGAUUACAACGGUAUUCUAGCUAUGACAAUGUGGUAAUUAGAGGAUCUGCAUGCUUCGAUGAGUCUUCAUCGCUGCUCAGCCCCAAAGAUAUUCCUCAUCUCUGGCUGAAGGCUAAUAAGCACCGAAGCAGACACUUGUGCACAUGGAAUGGCAGGCCCAUUUAGGGACCAACAACUCAGCCCUUCUUAAAAGUAGUUGGCCACCAUCUGACAGUGUUCUGAAUCUGACACUGACAAUUCAAGGGUUUGUUCACACAAAAAUAAAAACGGUCAUCAUUUACUCACCCUUGUGUUGUUUCAAACCCGUAAGACUUUUCCUGUGGAAGAUAUUUACGUUUUGGACAACUGAUACAUUUCUCAAAAUAGCUUCUUUUGUGUCCUGCAGAACCUCAAAAUGUCUUUAAUAAGAUUGAAUGGCAUACAGGUUUGGAAUGACAUCAUGUUUUAUUUUAUUUUUUAUUUGUUUUGUGAUUUAUGAAUCAUUGGAAAGCACACGUUAACAGUUUAAUUGGCCUGAAACACUGCCUUGUAAAAUUUACUGCAUUAGCAUAUAGAGUGUUUUUUUCUUAUGUACAGAAAAUGGACAUUAUAAUACAAACAUAAAAUUGAAAAGAGAACUGAGUCAAUCAGAUUCUAUCAGAAAAUCUGUGUAAGUACACAGCCGUAUUUUUACCUUCAUUCAAACAAUAGAUCGUUUAUGGCGACUCCAUUGAAAGGGCUUUGAUUGACACUGCCAUGUUAACUACAACAAGCAGCGUAUGAAAGAAGAGACAGCUAAAAUAUCACUCGUCUGUCUCUUCCUGCUGAGCUAGACCGUGAAGACUAUACAGUCCAUCCAUGUCCAGUACUGUGCCCUCUUUUAUGACAACCUGUCAGUCUGUUUGAUGCAAAGCCCUAGUUCUAAUAUCACAUCACUCAGUCAAACAUGGCAAUGCCGGAAUUGGUCCUCUUCGCUACGUAAAUUAGAUUGUCAGUACACUCAAUCCUCUUCACGCGUGAUUAUACUCAACCUUGUCACACUUUAAUUGCAACCUCUUGAUUGCAGGCUAGCAAGAGAGAUAUGUUGCCUUAUUUGUCUAAUCAGUGGGAGUAGUACAGGUGUUCAAAAGCUGUACGUGAAGUUUCAAGCAGUCAUUCUCACUCUUUGCCAUCAUUCUUUCUGUUGAAAGCCUCGAAGAGGUGCGGAGGUUCAUGCUUGAUGUCUCAACGGUCCUCCUCCAUGGGGAGGACUUCAUUAGUAUCUAAUUAGAUGUGUGGUACACUUCCAUUUGAAUGUGAGUCACCGGCAUGGAAAAAGGAAGUGUGAUUUUCCAGUUGCUGGAUGGUUAAUGUUAUUUUAAUUUUCCUCCCUGUUGCUACCAAAUUUCCCUCACAUCUGCUGUGUUUGCACACGACCAGUCUGCUGUUGAAAGUAAUAGAGAAA